This is a messenger RNA of Helianthus annuus (common sunflower), 3857 nucleotides long. RefSeq lists its product as uncharacterized. Gene Ontology annotation, molecular function: phosphatidylinositol binding. The transcript has 14 exons. The record is from RefSeq and is a predicted model, not a curated record. The coding region runs from base 421 to 3561 and encodes 1046 amino acids. NCBI's taxonomy places the organism in Eukaryota, Viridiplantae, Streptophyta, Magnoliopsida, Asterales, Asteraceae.
UUACAUAUUUUGUUAGAGCAAAUGAAGAAAUUCCAUCCAAUUUAAAGAUUAUUAUUAUUACUUAUUUUUUUUACUACCAACAACAAAAUUUACUCCUACCUAAACAAAACCAAGCAGUUAUCUUCUCAACAAAAACCUAAAUACUCUGCUUUUCAGCCAUUUUUUUCCAAAUCAAGCUCAACGACGGCACACUCCAAAACCCUAAUUCACCUCUUCAAUCAAUCAGAUUGCACAAAAUCUAAUUUCAUUCAACUAUCUACAAUCAAAUCAGUGUUGUUCACCUAUAUCUUUAACCAUUGAUCGUUUCUGUUGCUGAAUCGGUUGCAUAAAGCUUCCAGAACGACCGAUUCGAGUAGCGAUUUUGCUGAUAUUUGUAUAAUGGAUGAAUCGCCGUGAAAAUUGUUCGAUCGGAGUGUGAAAAUGAGCUCCGGCAGGCAACAGGUGACGGUUCGGGACCUCGUCGAUGAGGCGAAGAAGCGGAUUGUUUUCCUGUUCAUGUGCGGAGUUGGACUGUCGUAUCUAAUGUCUUUGACAAGCACCUCGGUGCUGAUAAACUUGCCUGCUGCCCUCAUCUUAAUCAUUGCUUUUCGUUAUUUUACGUUGGAUUAUGAAAACCGGAGGAAAGCUGCAUCAUAUAGCAAAAACCAAUCCGCAGACAACGUUUUAUCUCAAAAGAAACCGUUUUCAGAGCCAAAGCCUCUCUCAGGAAAGUCUGAAUGGAGAAGAAAAGUCAACUCCCCUGUUGUUGAGGAUGCAAUAGAUCAGUUUACCAAACAUAUCGUCUCCGAAUGGGUCACGGAUCUUUGGUAUUCCAAAAUUACCCCUGACAAACAAGGCCCAGAUGAGCUGGUGCUGAUAAUUAACGGUGUGCUGGGAGAGUUCUCUAGCCGCAUGAGAAAUAUCAACCUUAUUGACCUUCUGACAAGGGACAUUCUUAAACUUUUUUGCACCCAUUUGGAACUUUUUCGUGCAUGUCAGAUGAAGAUUAUGAAGCAAGAAUCUCUCACAAUUGCACAACGAGACAUAGAACUAAAAGCUGUGCUUUAUGCUGAAAAUAAGCUGCACCCUGCUUUAUUUUCUGCCGGAGCUGAGUACAAGGUUCUACAACAUCUUAUGGAUGGUUUCAUCUCUUUCACGUUCCGGCCUGCGGAUCUGCAGUGCUCUUUAUUUCGCUAUAUUGUUCGGGAAAUCCUCGCGUGUACAGUAAUACGACCGGUUGUGAAUUUAGCUAACCCAAGGUUUAUUAAUGAGAGAAUUGAAAAUGUGGUCAUUUCAGCAAGCAAGAAUAACAAAGGAGCUAACACUGAACAAGUGAACUCACAGUCGAAAUCAAACGGAUCUCCGAAAAUGUCUACUCAACUAUCUAUGUCAGUAGAUCCAUCUGUCAAGGGUCUUGAGCUCGCACCGUUAAAAAAAGAAAAUUCUGAUUCUGCCCUUGACAAUGUCUCCACUGCCACUCAUCAUUCGAAAGACCCGUUGCUUUCAAUGGAUACCCGAAAACACCUAUCGGGCGGUGAAUGGGGUGACAAGUACAUCAUUUCUCGUAGAAAAACCGAAGCGUUAGCUCCCGAGAAUAUGGAAAACAUGUGGGCUAAAGGGAGAAACUACAAAACGAAAGAAAACAUGAACCCUUUUACCGAGCCGCCACAGGUCAAGAAAAAUCUGGUCCACCACUCAAAACCAUUGACUUUACAAAAACAGACAUACGGACCCACAAAAGUCGAUCACAUUAAAUCACAGCCUACUUUAACCACUUCUGAUGAGGAAGAUGACGACGAAGAUGUGGAAGAAUCUAGAAACAACGAUGUUUCUUCUAGUGAAGAUGAAGACAAUAAUGACAUCAUGGGUUUGAAUUCUCCAGGAACUAAAGUAUGGGACGGAAAAAGUAACAGAAAUCAAUCCGUUACUCACAUUCAUCAUCCACUUGAAAGUUUUGAAGGUCAGAAAAUGAAAAAAAGAGGAAAACAUGUUUCCACUGGGAGAAAAAGGUCAAGGGUUAGCAGUCAAAAGGAUGUAUGGGAGGAGAUUGAAAGAAAAACUUUCGUGCUGGAAGACGGGCAUGAUGUUUUGGGUUUGAUCAAAGGGAAUUCAAAAUCUGGAGAUUCUAGUGGUGACUCUGAGGAUGGUGAGUCGUUGGGAAGAACCAAUAGUGGAAUGAGUACUUCAUCUAUUUUUCCUUUGAAUUCAUCUGUAAAUGCCCAAAAAGGUUCACCGCUAGAUGGCUCGUUUUUUAGACUAAGAUGUGAGGUGUUGGGUGCCAACAUUGUGAAAAGUGGCUCUAAGACAUUUGCUGUUUAUCCGAUAUCUGUUACAGAUGUCAACAAUGUUAACUGGUCUAUUAAAAGAAGGUUUCGACAUUUUGAGGAGUUACACCGGCGUCUUAAGGAAUAUCCAGAGUAUAAUCUUCAUCUCCCACCAAAACACUUUCUGUCAACGGGACUUGAUGUGGAUGUUAUUCAAGAACGUUGCAAACUUCUUGAUAUAUAUUUGAAGAGACUUAUGCAGUUUCCAACUAUAUCGGGAUGUAUUGAAGUUUGGGACUUUCUUAGUGUUGACUCUCAGACAUAUAGUUUCUCAAACUCUAUAUCCAUCAUUGAAACACUACCAGUUAGUUCAGCCACGAGCGUUCAUGAAAAGACUACUGAUGUUAGAAUUGUAGGGGAUCCCUUAAGUUCUAAAAGAGAACUUUCGGAUGCUGCGAUAAAGAAUUCUUUAUCCGAAACUAAACAUAAUUAUCUGAAUGAUGGAUCAAAAGUAUCUGCAAAGAACGUAAACUUUUCUCUUGGAAAGCCCGUAAAGCCAUCUGAAGAUUCUGAUAGCGACCCUGAUAUUGUUGCUCCAAAUAAUAUAUCUUCGAGGAAAUUGGAAGAUGAUAAAUUACACGUACCAUCUGAGAUGCUUACAGAUGAUGGUGACUCCGUUUUCCCUAGUGAGUGGGUGCCUCCAAAUUUGAGUAUACCAAUACUGGAUCUUGUUGAUGUUGUUUUCCAGCUUCAGGAUGGUGGUUGGGUUAGGAGGAAGGCCUUCUGGGUCGCCAAACAGGUUCUACAGCUCGGCAUGUCAGAUGCAUUUGACGAUUGGCUAAUUGCUAAAAUCCAACUCCUACGUAGGGGCUCUAUUGUUGCUUCAGGAAUCAAGCGGCUUGAGCAGAUACUUUGGCCCGAUGGGAUAUUCAUAACAAAGCACCCAAAGAGACAACAACCCACCCCAUCACCAAAAGUGACCCAUGAUUCACGUAAUGUUCAACCUUCAUAUUCACCGAGUGGUGAGGAAACGUUGACCCGAGAAGAGCUUCAAGAACAGGAAGCUCAGAGACGUUCUAAGCUAGUUUAUGAACUAAUGAUUGAUAAAGCACCGGCAGCUGUUGUAAGUCUUUUUGGUCGAAAGCAGUAUGAUCAGUGUGCAAAAGAUGUCUAUUACUUUAUACAGUCGUCCGUUUGCCUAAAGCAAUUCUCUCUUGACCUUCUUGAGCUGCUGCUGAUGUCAGCGUUUCCCGAAAUGGAUUUUGUGUUCCAACAGUUACAUGAUGAGAAGCAAAAGUUUGGAGUUCUUGAACAGUAGCAUCAUCAUCAUCAUCUUCCCGCUUUCAUCGUUAUAAAAUCUAGUACAUGGUUCUCCGGGCGCUGCAUCUUGUUCCGCCCAUACGAGUUAAAUCUCUUUUUAUAAGUACAAUUUGAUUGAAAGGUAAUUAGUGUUUACAUGUGCAUCAGAAGUGUAAAUAUUUUGUGUUGGGAUUCUUAUGAAGGUUUAAAGAGUUUGUGUUACAUUUACAGAUAUGCUGGAAUACAUAUUAGACACUGUUUUGGUAAUUUUUUAAAUUACCAUUUUAUUACCUAAAAAAAUAUUUUGCAGCGAAA